AAAAAAAAACAAAACAAUAUUCAAUUUGCAUUCGUUAAUCCGGAAGGAAUAUGUUUUACUAAGAUAUAACGAACUUUCAAUAGGUAUGUCUUAAAGAUUUUUUAGUGCGAAGCUUCACUCAAUACAACUUAUCCGUCUCGCAUUUAGCAAAACUGAUGAAAUUCGUAACCCAGGUCUUAGUCGAAACAGCAAUUAGACAUAUAGUAAAAAUCAUAGAACAUGAUCAAUGACGACACCAAACUAAUACCAGUAAAUCGAGUUGAAGUUGUUGGGCAACGUGACACUACAGUUAUGGCGGCUAAAACGAAUACCCAAAUGGACGAUCCCCGGUUUCGCAUAAGACCUAUGCAACAAAUUGCAUCGGCAUGUACCGGUGCAAUGUUAACAGCAUGUUUUAUGACACCAUUGGAUGUUGUAAAAACUCGUAUUCAGGCCCAGCAGGCGAAAAUGACCAACAAGUGUUUUCUUUAUUGUAAUGGCUUAAUGGAUCAUUUGUGUCCCUGCGAUGCCAAAGCUUCAUUUCCUGAAGUUAAACCUAUCAAACCAUUAACUGGUACAGUGGAUGCAUUUUUCCAUAUAAGUCGCACCGAGGGCAUUCGUUCCUUGUGGUCUGGUCUAGGACCCACCUUGAUAUCCGCCCUUCCUUCCACCAUUAUUUAUUUCGUAGGUUAUGAACAAUUUAAGCGGAAAUUUUUAGAGUUCCAUUACGAGUACCUGGCAGAAGUGAAAGGAUCACCAAUUGGUCGAGAGGUCCCCCUUUUGGUUCCUCUAAUAGCUGGUAUAACUGCACGAAUAUGUGCCGUCACAUGUGUAAAUCCCGUGGAGCUUAUACGAACCAAAAUGCAAUCAGAAAAAAUGACCUACGCCCAAAUAACUUCUGCGAUACAGAAAGUGGUACAAUCACAGGGCAUAUGGGGUUUGUGGCGUGGUCUGCGCCCCACUAUACUACGUGAUGUGCCAUUUUCUGGGCUUUAUUGGACAUGUUAUGAAACAAUUAAAUCACAUUAUGGAGUUAUUGAGCCAACAUUUGGGUUUAGUUUCUUGGCGGGUGCAGUGUCGGGCUCGAUAGCAGCAACAAUUACCACUCCCUUUGAUGUCAUUAAAACACACGAACAAAUUGAAUUCGGUGAAAAAGUUAUUUUUGCAGAAAAGCCGGUUAAACAAUUACCUACUGCUAGUUUAGGCAAGCGACUCGCAACGAUAUACGCAACAAAUGGUGUUCCUGGGCUAUUUGCUGGCUUGGGGCCACGUCUAUUAAAGGUGGCCCCUGCCUGUGCCAUAAUGAUUUCAACGUUUGAAUAUAGCAAAGCCUUUUUCUAUCACUACAAUGUUGAACAAUACAGUGAACAUUAGAAAGACAAAA
This is a messenger RNA of Stomoxys calcitrans (stable fly), 1363 nucleotides long. RefSeq names its product probable mitochondrial glutathione transporter SLC25A40. The record is from RefSeq and is a predicted model, not a curated record. Bases 220 to 1353 code for a protein of 377 amino acids. The transcript is spliced from 6 exons. NCBI's taxonomy places the organism in Eukaryota, Metazoa, Arthropoda, Insecta, Diptera, Muscidae. Gene Ontology annotation, biological process: mitochondrial transmembrane transport.